Molecule: messenger RNA, 768 nt
Organism: Lindgomyces ingoldianus
Lineage: Eukaryota; Fungi; Ascomycota; Dothideomycetes; Pleosporales; Lindgomycetaceae
Exons: 9
Coding region: 1-768 (255 amino acids)
Source: RefSeq, a predicted model, not a curated record
AUGGCAGAAGAUUCUAAUUGCAUUUUGGUUGUGGAGCAUGCGAUCCUCGAGUUGGGAUGCGCAUCUGAAAAACAGCAAGCUACCGUGUUUGAAAAAAAUUCACCAGAGCUCUCAUUGCGUUCGUCGCAUAUAAAAGCAAUUGUCUUUGUAUCUCGACCUACUCCGUCGGCCCUUUCGACCUCAUGCUCCAUCACCCUCAGCCGUACACCCCAUUACUUUUCCUCAUCGGAAAGCAUAUCCGUGAUCCAACCCGGUGCUGCACCGCCGUUUGUUUCCUUGGGGCGGAGUGCCACCCGUGACCUCACCGCUACACUUUUCAUUCUAGGUUCCCUUCAAGCUGCAGCACUCUCUUACCACCAACUUUACUCCCAAGGGGCCCCUCCUUCACAGCUCUCUCACAGCAAUUAUCGAAUCUUCGACCCCCCAUGUCCUUGGGAUCAUUCCCAACCAUCACUCACCACCAUCCCAAAUUUUCUAACUCUACUUCCUUUCUCCUUCCAUUUUCUUCUAUUAAUUCUCACGCAAACGGCUAGCGACACACCAAACCGACGCCCUAUUACUACAGCAGUCUCCUCACUAUGGGAUAAGAACACACUUGACCCGACUUCUUGGACCAUACCUCAACUGCAGCCAUUGAAAACUGUCCCUCAAUUGCCAAAUUUCAACACUACACUGCCUGGAGCAUGCACUAAUCCUCACUCUCUGUUGCCCAUCUCCAACCCACGGUCAAUAAUCAGACAAUACAUGUCAUAUUUUACCCUUGAAUAG